AUGGCUUCCGGAUCAUCAAGUCUAAGCUUAGGAGAUGAACUGAAUUGCCCCAUUUGCCUCGAUAUCUUUGUCGAUCCAGUGAUGCUGGAAUGCGGCCACGAUUUCUGCCGUCAGUGUAUCUUACAGUGUUGGGAGAAAGAGAAAAAAGCCUUCUGUCCAGAGUGCGGGGAGGUGUUCCGUGAAAAAAACCUGAAAGCCAACCGAGCUUUGGGAGUCCUGUCCAACAAAAUUCGGAGCCUGAACAUUAAGCAGACAGUGGAGACCAGCAAAGUUUUCAACCCCUUCUGUGACGAGCAUCAGGAAGAACUGAAGCUGUUUUGUGAAACUGACAAGAAAUUGAUCUGUGUGAUGUGUCUGGACAGGAGAGAUGGACGGAGCCAUAAAUCACACAACUUUAUGCUGAUAAAUGAGGCGGUCGAGAUUUACAAGGAGAAAAUGAGAGCGAACCUCCAGGCGCUGAACCAGAAGAAAACUUCCAUCCAAAAUGUCUUACUGAAGCAGCAGCAAAGUAUCUCGGAAAUCCAGGAACAGUCCAACAUUCUGCAGAAGCACAUCUCGUCAGAAUUUACCAAACUGCGCACGGUCUUGGAAGAAAAAGAGCGGGCUCUUGCCAAAGAGCUGGGGGACCAAGAAGAGGACAUCUUAAAGAAAAUGGAGUCCAAUCUUCGGGACAUUCAGGAGCAUCUGAAUGAAACAGAUGAGAAGCUAUCGAGUGUCCAGUCACAAUUAAAUCAACAAGAUGCCUUUUCCUUGCUCAAGGAGGAUCCAGAUAAAGGGAAGAGCGAAGGGAGUUAUCUGAAUACGGUCACAGAAGGCAAACUUCCUCUGGGGUCAUUCAAAGGACCUAUCCAGUACAAAGUGUGGAAAGAUAUAAUGGACGUUAUUAACCCCGCACCUGCUGCCCUGACUCUGGAUCCGAGCACAGCGCAUCCCCAGCUGGUUCUCUCCGAGGACCGGGCCAGUGUCAAACUUAUGGAAAAAGCGCGGGCUGUCACGGAACCUGCGGAAAGUGUUGAUCGCGAGCUUAGUGUCCUGGGAUCCGUCGGAUUCACGUCAGGGCGACACUACUGGGAGGUGAACGUGGGAAACAAAACAGCGUGGGAUUUAGGCGUAGUUAAAGAUACCUUCCGAAAACGGGGGUCGAGGUCGGCACAAGAUGCAGGAUAUUGGAUUUUUGGGAUGAAAAAUGGCAGUGAGUACUGGGCUUCCACAGCCAAUCCCACACGUAUAUCCAUAAAUGCGAAGCCCAAGAAGGUCGGGGUGUACCUGGACUACGAAGGUGGACAGCUGUCUUUCUACAAUGCAGCCAACAUGGCCACCCUGUUUACUUUCACUGACUCAUUUUCUGGCAAAAUGUAUCCUUACUUCAGCCCUGGUUCUAACGAUGACAGGAAAAACUCGGAUCCUCUAACAAUCAAUCAAAUCAGAAACCUUUAA
Messenger RNA from Chiloscyllium plagiosum (whitespotted bambooshark), 1437 nucleotides. Its product is annotated as zinc-binding protein A33-like. The record is from RefSeq and is a predicted model, not a curated record. Gene Ontology annotation, molecular function: zinc ion binding; ubiquitin-protein transferase activity; protein binding. NCBI's taxonomy places the organism in Eukaryota, Metazoa, Chordata, Chondrichthyes, Orectolobiformes, Hemiscylliidae. Gene Ontology annotation, biological process: protein ubiquitination.